AACAAAUACACCCGGAAGUGACGUUUUCUACAGCGUCUGAGCGGGUGGUUCAAGUUUUGAAGUAACAUGGCGAUAUUUGUGUAUCUCUCUGCAAAGUGUUAAACGAAGUUAGUUACAGCAGGGUGAGAAACCCAUCAUGGCCAAUGGAGAGCUUAGUUUGAUUGAUAAGAACAUUUCAAGUUUAUUAGAGGUUCCAUUGAGGCUCACUAUCACAUCUUUAAAUCUUCACUGUAAUCGACUGUCAAAGAUCGAAGGGUUGGCAACAGCAUGGCGUUUACGACAUUUGGACCUUUCCUCAAAUCACAUUGCUCGUAUCGAGGGCCUUGGUGUCCUUUCCUCAUUGCGUACCUUAAACCUGUCAUGUAACAGUAUCACAACGGUGGAAGGUCUUAACGGACUUGUAAACCUUACAAGGCUCAACUUGGCUUAUAAUCAAAUAAACGACCUCACUGGUCUCUUACAUCUGCAUGGAACUGAAUUCAAAUUAAAACACCUUCAGCUUCAUAGUAAUCGACUGGAUAACAUGAAUCAUCUGCUGCAAUGUAUGGUGGGACUGCACAAUCUGAGAGAUGUCACUCUCAGAAUGGAUGGUGCUGAUAAUCCUGUCUGUCGUCUACCAGGCUACAGGGAUAUGGUGCUGCAGCCUUUGCAACAAAUCUCCACGCUAGAUGGAGAAGAUAGAUUGGGAAAUCCCACUUCACCGAAGGAUGACAGCCCGUUGGACAUCCCAGGACUGGAGGAUUUUGUGGAGUUUCUGAUUUCAACAGACACUAGUGUGAAUGUCGAGCCGGUGAAGGUCCUAUCAGAUGCUUCUUUCCCCACUCCGAGGAUCGACGAUGUUCUGACACAGUUUCGGCAUCGCAAUAGAGUUUUAACCGUGCCUGCUGAAACACAAGUUCAGGAGCGCUCAGGGAACCAGAUAAAUGAGCUCCGGAUUAAAAAGUUGGAGCAGCAGGUGUCCCAACUUUUCCAGAAGUCUCCAGGUGCUGACGGCUGUAACGCGAGCUCUGCAUUGAUGUCUGUGGUACAGAAGGCAAAAAGGGACACGGAUCUCACAUCAGAGAGUGAGUAUGACAGCACAAACGAGAAACUGCAGCAUUCCAGUGUCCGCCGGACCAAAAUCCCAACAGCGAGGAAGCUGGGAAAAGGCAAACAGUCUGACAGUGAAGCAAACACACAAAAGCCCAGGAGUUUAAAGUACACUGCUGGCUCUGGGCAGAGGGCAACAGUACAACCUGUGGGUGUAACAGAAAGAACAAAGAAAGGCCCCAGAGCUCGCCAGGUGACUCCAGAUAAAAACUUUAAAGACACACAACAGGAGACUUACAGGGUGAUAGUGGAAGAGCGGGAUCAGGAGCGGGAACGGCGCUGGAAGGCAGAACAGGCUGCGAAGAAGCUUACAGAGCAGGUGAAGGGGCUGCAAACACGGGCCACAGAAGAGAAAGAACUCCAGAGCCUGGCCUUGCACACAACUGAUAGGCUGAAGGAGUUGUUGCUAAAGGAACGUUCAGAGCGGUCAGCACAUCAGUCUCGAGCGGAGGAGCUGGAGGAACGAUAUACAAACGCAGCACAACAACUAGAGCAACUGCGCAGCCAUGAGGCACAAUACAAGGAGGCACUUCACAGUUUGCAGGAGAGUGUCUCCCAACAAGAGGCCCUCAGGGCCACUCAGCAGGUUGAGGAGAUGAAGAGAAAGCAAGAGCUGGAGAACAGAUGCGCUGUUCUGAAGAGAGAGGUGGAAAUACUUAGAGCAUCUGUGCGGCAGCAUAAAGAUAAGCUACAGCAACUGCAAGAGCUCCUGACCUCGAGAGAGGAAGCACACAGGAAGGAGCUGGCUUCACGGCUAAUUCCAGGUAGUGCUGAAUUUCGCGAAGCUGUGUCGAAGGAAGUGGAGGCUGUGGAGCAGAGACACUCUCAGAGACACCGUGAGGUGGAGCAGAAACUGGUUGAUGCACAGCACCAGUAUGCCACCCUGGAGGAUGAGUUCCGCAUGGCUCUAACCAUCGAAGCCAAUCGCUUUUCGGAGGUGAAAGAGGGCUUUGAGCAGGUUUCUGCUGAGCUUGCCGAGGUGAAGAUAGCUUUGACCUCAUCUCAGCAGAGAGGGAAGCAGUCAGGGUCUCUAGUGCAGGAGCUCACAAAUAUGGUGAAGGAGCAGAAAACUCGCAUAGCUGAGCUGAUCAAAGCCAAACGUGAUGCUGUAACAGAUUUAAAGGCAAGAUUGCGGACUCUGGAGGCAGGAGCAGAGGAGGACAGGCGUAUAAACAUUCAACUGGAACUUCUGAAGAAGGACAAAUCCAAGCUGCUCUCACAGCUCUCUGCUCAGGAAAGUGUGAUAGAAGGACUCAGAGCGGAGAGAAGACUCUGGGGACAGGAGCUUGCCCAGCAAGGAGCAUCUCUUGCCCAAGACCGAGGUCGCUUGGAAGCCAAAAUUGAGGUCCUGACAACUGAGCUGGAGACCCAGAAGAAGCAGAAUCAGAGAGACAACGACUCACUAAAGAUCAAAACAAAGAUAGUGGAUGAUCAAACAGAGACAAUACGAAAGCUAAAAGAGGCAGUGCAGGAAAGGGAUGAGCAGCUACGUGCUUUGCGUGAGGAGAAUCUGCAGGUACAGAGAAGGUUCCAGAAGGAGCUGGAGGAUGAGACGGCUUCAGCAGCAAAGCUCCGAGAUGCCGUGGACAAACUCAGUCUCAGAAAAGAUGAGCUCAAGCAACAGCUCCUUGACAAGGAGGCUGAGAUGGAUGAGCUUAAAGAUGCAUACAGUGCCUCGAGUCGGAAAUGGCAGGAUAAAGCAGACUUGCUGACCAAACUGGAGCAGCAGGUGAAGCGUAUGAAGGAGGGUUUCGAUGCUAAAGAGAAAGCACUACUGGAAGAAAAGGAUAAAGCUGUCCAAGCACACAAGGCAGCGGUGGAGAAACUUCACUGUGUCGAUGAUGCUUUCCGUAGACAGCUGGAGUCCCUGCAGGCUUCUCAUCAGGCUGAGCUGAUCCGAUUGGCUUUUGACAAGCAGAAACAAAUAGAACAGGCCAAUCAGAGGGUGUACCAGGUGGAGGAAGAAAUGAGGCAGCUGCUGGAAGAAACGGAGCAAAACAAACUGGCAACGGAGGAGAAAAUGAGGCGCCUCACCAGUGUGCUCAAAGACUUCUAACCACAUCGCUCUGUUUUUAAAUCAUUAUAAAACGUACACAAGUC
Messenger RNA from Tachysurus fulvidraco (yellow catfish), 3189 nucleotides. RefSeq names its product leucine rich repeat and coiled-coil centrosomal protein 1 (gene lrrcc1). Gene Ontology annotation, molecular function: protein binding. Bases 137 to 3145 code for a protein of 1002 amino acids. The transcript has 20 exons. The record is from RefSeq and is a predicted model, not a curated record. Lineage: Eukaryota; Metazoa; Chordata; Actinopteri; Siluriformes; Bagridae. Gene Ontology annotation, cellular component: cytoplasm; centrosome.